Molecule: messenger RNA, 1611 nt
Organism: Ananas comosus (pineapple)
Lineage: Eukaryota; Viridiplantae; Streptophyta; Magnoliopsida; Poales; Bromeliaceae
Exons: 1
Coding region: 68-1585 (505 amino acids)
Molecular function (GO): protein binding
Source: RefSeq, a predicted model, not a curated record
AUAAGAUAAAGAGAGAUGGAUGCCGCAGCAAUAGCAUGCGAUGAAUUUCCGCCUUAAUUGAAAGGAGAUGGAGAAGAUGCGCCGCCCCUGCCCCUGCCCCUGCCCCGCAGGUGAUGUGGAUGCCGCGACCACUGCACCGCCGUCUCCGGGACCAUGGGCCGAACUUCCGGUCGGGAUAUUGGCCAAAAUUCUCUGGCGAAUCAAUCCCGACACCGAUUUGACCAACUUCACCUCCGUCUGCAAGGCGUGGCGCGCUGCCGCCGCGGACGACCUGCUGCCUCUCAAGCAUCAGAUGCCGCGGCUGCUCCUCACCGAGGAGGACUACCCCGGAUCGGCCGGGCACACCCGCAGCUUCUACAGCUUGUCGGAGGACAAGAUCCACGAGCUGCCCCUCCCGGAGGCCUGCCGCCGACGGUGCGUAGGAUCCGCGGACGGCUGGCUCGUGACACUCGGAGAGGCCCUCGAGGGCGAGGAGAUGCACAUUCUCAAUCCGAUAUCGAGAAUCCGGAUCCCUCUCCCUUCGCAGUCCACGCUUUUACUGCCGCCCGAAGAUUACACGUUUCCAGAAGAACUGAUAGCACAAAACCAGACAGCGGGAGGAAUGUUAGGACCGAACGGAUCAGACGGUGAAGAAGAUCUAUAUGAUAGUGGACAAGAAGACGAUUACGGAGACGACAAUUAUGAUGACGAUUACGAUGAAGACGACGAAGAUUAUGAUGAUGAUGAAGAUGAUGAUGAAGAAAAAGAGGAGGAGGAGGAGGAAGGAGAAACUGAUCAGCAGCGCGCGGUGCGGGAGAGGUAUCAGAGUUUUAUAACAAAGGUGGUCCUAUCCUGCAGCCCCGCGAAGAAGGACUCGGACUGCGUGGCGCUCGCCAUAUACGGAUGGUCGGAUAACAAGCUCGCCUACGCAAGGCCCGGCGACGCUGCGUGGACUAUCUUGAGCUGGGACUGGAAGCAGUUCGCGAACAAGUUGGGCCCGUUCGAGGACGCCGUGUACUACAAGGGGCAGUUCUACGUGAUCAAUCUCCACGGCACGGUCAUGAGAUGCAGCGUCCCUCCCGUCGGAAGCGCCGAAGAGCCCUCAGCGGAGGUGAUCGCCUUCGGGUUCCCUUACGACGAUCUGAUUUGGGGAGAUUCUACGUAUCUAGUCGAACACCAAGGCUCGCUCCUGCAGGUGUUACGAAAGCGGCGGGCUUCGAAGAAGACCAGACCCGAUAAGCCGCUGCCGCAGCACCUGACGUUCGGCUUCCACGUCUUCAGGCUCGACCCGUCCAGCAGCGCGUGGGAGAUGAUAGAGAGCUUAGGAGACGGCGCUCUGUUUCUAGGGAUGAACACCUCCGUCUCCGUCUCGGCUGCCGACCUUCGAUGGUGCAAGGGGGACUGCAUUUACUUUACCGACGGCGACGAGUUGAGCCGCUGGUACGCCAUCUCACUGGGAGGCCGGCUCCUGGGAGGCCGCGGAGCCGGCCGCGACACAGGCUACUGCACCUUGAAAGACUGGGAGGUUCAUUAUCUCGACCAAGUUGCGUCCUACUCUCCCUCUUCCCCUCCUAUUUGGGUUUUGCCAUCUGCUGGUGAAGGUUAAUUUGAAGCCUCAACAAUGAUUCUAAA